Messenger RNA from Sciurus carolinensis (gray squirrel), 5373 nucleotides. RefSeq names its product heat shock 70 kDa protein 1-like. Bases 2610 to 4712 code for a protein of 700 amino acids. NCBI's taxonomy places the organism in Eukaryota, Metazoa, Chordata, Mammalia, Rodentia, Sciuridae. Gene Ontology annotation, biological process: protein refolding; cellular response to unfolded protein. Gene Ontology annotation, cellular component: vesicle; blood microparticle; cytoplasm. The record is from RefSeq and is a predicted model, not a curated record. Gene Ontology annotation, molecular function: ATP hydrolysis activity; ATP binding; misfolded protein binding. The transcript is spliced from 2 exons.
AUGAGUACAUAAAAAAAGAAAAUGGACAAAGAGUGACAGGAUAAAUUCAUCUCCACAUUUAAGGCAUGGAGAAACAGCAAGCUCAACAAAAUAUAUUUAUUUGAAGUUUGCAAACCCAAGAUGACAAAAUCUUGAUCCAAUCAAUACAAACAUGGCCUAUACAGAGAAGGGUCUCUAAAACUCCUCCUGAAUGGAGGAGCCAGAGAAAGAAAUUCCUUGAGGGACAGAGGCCCAAGGACAAUCUCAGGGGCACUCAAAACUUGGCACAGUCUAUUGGCGAUUUUUAAAUUUUUCAUCGUUAAGAACAAAAACCUUUCUCUUCUUGCAAACCCAAAAAAAUCAGGCACAGGAUGGCAGUGCUUACUUAUGUUAAAGAACAAGGAAAAAGAACAUUCUUACAGUACUAACUUACAUUAAACCUAAAGAACACACGAGUUAUGCCACAAAAAUAUAACGAAAACAUUCAGCUAGUUACCAUCAAGAUACAAUGAACUCAGCAGUAGAAAACCGAAGUUAGGUAACAGGGCUAACAGCAAGGCCCUGGAGUCCCAACAGUGCGUCCCGAGGAAAAAGAUGGAGGGAGGAAGGAAAGGCCGCGCUAAUCCACCUCCUCGAUGGUGGGGCCCGACCCAGAGCCCCCUCUGGGAGCCUGAGCUCCAAAGCCCCCGGCCCCGGGGCCACCCGCACCCUGGUACAGUCCACUGAUGAUAGGGUUACACACCUGCUCCAGCUCCUUCCUCUUGUGCUCAAACUCGUCCUUCUCCGCCAGGGUGUUGGCGUCCAGCCAGGAAAGGACCUCCUGGCACUUGUCCAGCACCUUCUUCUUGUCCGCCUCGCUGAUCUUGCCCUUGAGUCCCUCAUCCUCCACGGCGCUCUUCAUGUUGAAGGCGUAGGACUCCAGGGCGUUCUUGGCAGACACCCUCUCGCGCUGCACCUCGUCUUCGGCUUUGUACUUCUCCGCCUCCUGCACCAUGCGCUCGAUCUCCUCCUUGCUCAGGCGGCCCUUGUCGUUGGUGAUGGUGAUCUUGUUGGCCUUGCCGGUGCUCUUGUCGGUGGCCGUGACGUUCAGGAUGCCGUUGGCGUCGAUGUCAAAGGUCACCUCGAUCUGGGGCACGCCCCUGGGGGCAGGGGGGAUGCCGCUCAGCUCGAAGCGCCCCAGCAGGUUGUUGUCACGCGUCAUGGCCCGCUCGCCCUCGUACACCUGGAUCAGCACCCCGGGCUGGUUGUCCGAGUACGUGGUGAAGAUCUGCGUCUGCUUGGUGGGGAUGGUGGAGUUGCGCUUGAUCAGGGCGGUCAUCACGCCCCCGGCCGUCUCCAGCCCCAGCGACAGGGGCGCCACGUCCAGCAGCAGCAGGUCCUGCACGUUCUCUGACUUGUCUCCCAUCAGGAUGGCGGCCUGCACCGCCGCCCCGUAGGCCACCGCCUCGUCGGGGUUGAUGCUCUUGUUGAGGUCGCGCCCAUUGAAGAAGUCCUGCAGCAGCUUCUGCACCUUGGGGAUGCGGGUGGAGCCGCCCACCAGCACCAGGUCGUGGAUCUGCGCCUUGUCCAGUUUGGCGUCACGCAGGGCCUUCUCCACCGGCUCCAGGGUGCCGCGGAACAGGUCGGAGCAGAGCUCCUCGAACCUCGCCCUGGUGAUGGACGUGUAGAAGUCGAUGCCCUCAAACAGGGAGUCGAUCUCCAGGCUGGCCUGCGUGCUGGACGACAGGGUCCUCUUGGCUCUCUCGCAGGCGGUGCGCAGCCGCCUCACCGCUCGCUUGUUCUGGCUGAUGUCCUUCUUGUGUUUCCUCUUGAACUCCUCCACGAAGUGGUUCACCAGCCGGUUGUCGAAGUCCUCCCCGCCCAGGUGCGUGUCGCCCGCCGUGGCCUUCACCUCGAAGAUGCCGUCGUCGAUCGUCAGGAUCGACACGUCGAAGGUGCCCCCGCCCAGGUCAAAGAUGAGCACGUUGCGCUCCCCCUUGCCGGUCCGGUCCAGGCCGUAGGCGAUGGCGGCCGCCGUGGGCUCGUUGAUGAUCCUCAGCACGUUGAGCCCGGCGAUCACGCCCGCGUCCUUGGUGGCCUGGCGCUGCGAGUCGUUGAAGUAGGCCGGCACGGUGAUCACCGCGUUGGUCACCGGGUAGCCCAGGUACGCUUCGGCGAUCUCCUUCAUCUUGGUCAGCACCAUGGACGAGAUCUCCUCCGGGUAGAACGCUUUGGUCUCCCCCUUGUAGCUCACCUGCACCUUGGGCUUGUCUCCGUCGUUGAUCACCUGGAAGGGCCAGUGCUUCAUGUCCGACUGCACCACCGGGUCGCCGAACUUGCGGCCGAUCAGCCGCUUCGCGUCGAACACCGUGUUCUGCGGGUUCAGCGCCACCUGGUUCUUGGCCGCAUCGCCGAUGAGCCGCUCGGUGUCGGUGAAGGCCACGUAGCUGGGGGUGGUGCGGUUGCCCUGGUCGUUGGCGAUGAUCUCCACCUUGCCGUGCUGGAACACCCCCACGCAGGAGUAGGUGGUGCCCAGGUCGAUGCCGAUCGCCGUGGCUUUGGCCAUGUCGGUGCCUUGGCUCUCUGGGAUCCGCGCUGAGGUUCUGGCUGCGGUGAGGGGACGCGACACGCGAGGAAAAGCUCGGUCCUGAAUGAGAGUCGGAAGCCCACCGCUCGGGUGCGUGCUCCGGGAUCACAGAAGGUUCGCUAUGCCAGCCGCUGCUGGGGCUCGUCGUUCCUCACCCGGCCUCCGCUCGGGCUUUAUAGAUCGCCGAGGAGCCCCGCCCGCUUCCUCCUGGGCCAAUCGCCGAGCCGGGCCUCGGAAGACCAUGGCCGCUGCUAAGGGAACAGCCAUAGGCAUUGAUUUGGGUACCACCUACUCCUGCGUAGGGGUUUUCCAGCAUGGCAAGGUGGAAAUCAUUGCCAAUGACCAGGGCAACCGUACCACCCCCAGCUAUGUGGCCUUCACCGAUACAGAACGGCUUAUUGGAGAUGCAGCCAAGAAUCAGGUAGCCAUGAAUCCUCAGAACACUGUCUUUGAUGCCAAACGUCUGAUUGGCAGGAAAUUUAAUGAUCCUGUUGUGCAGUCAGAUAUGAAACUUUGGCCUUUUCAAGUGAUCAAUGAAGGAGGCAAGCCCAAGGUGCUGGUGUCCUAUAAAGGAGAGAAAAAAGCUUUCUACCCAGAGGAAAUUUCUUCAAUGGUAUUGACUAAGAUGAAGGAAACUGCAGAGGCUUUUUUGGGCUAUGUGAUCACCAAUGCUGUGAUCACUGUGCCUGCCUAUUUCAAUGACUCUCAACGCCAGGCCACCAAGGAUGCAGGUGUGAUUGCAGGACUCAAUGUGCUUAGAAUCAUCAAUGAACCCACAGCUGCUGCCAUUGCCUAUGGCUUAGAUAAAGCAGGACAGGGAGAGCGACAUGUACUCAUCUUUGAUCUGGGUGGAGGCACAUUUGAUGUGUCCAUCCUGACCAUAGAUGAUGGGAUUUUUGAAGUAAAGGCUACAGCCGGGGACACCCAUCUAGGUGGAGAAGACUUUGACAACAGGCUUGUGAGCCACUUUGUGGAGGAGUUCAAAAGGAAACACAAGAAAGACAUCAGCCAGAACAAGCGAGCUGUGAGGCGUUUGCGUACCGCCUGUGAGAGGGCCAAAAGGACCCUAUCGUCCAGCACCCAAGCCAAUCUGGAAAUUGAUUCACUCUAUGAAGGCAUUGACUUCUACACAUCCAUCACCAGAGCCCGGUUUGAAGAGCUGUGUGCAGACCUGUUUAGGGGUACCCUGGAACCUGUGGAAAAAGCUCUUAGGGAUGCCAAGAUGGAUAAGGCUAAAAUACAUGACAUUGUUUUAGUAGGGGGCUCCACUCGCAUCCCUAAGGUGCAGAAACUGCUUCAGGACUAUUUUAAUGGACGUGAUCUCAACAAGAGCAUCAAUCCUGAUGAGGCAGUAGCCUACGGGGCUGCAGUACAGGCAGCCAUUUUGAUGGGUGACAAGUCUGAAAAAGUACAGGAUUUGCUUUUGUUGGAUGUGGCCCCCCUGUCCCUAGGUUUGGAAACAGCUGGGGGUGUGAUGACUGUGCUGAUUAAGCGUAAUUCCACCAUCCCCACCAAGCAGACACAGAUCUUCACCACAUAUUCAGAUAAUCAACCUGGGGUGCUGAUCCAGGUAUAUGAGGGUGAACGGGCCAUGACACGUGACAACAACCUGCUGGGGCGCUUUGACCUCACUGGAAUACCUCCUGCACCCAGGGGAGUUCCUCAGAUUGAGGUGACCUUUGAUAUUGAUGCCAAUGGAAUUCUUAAUGUCACAGCCAUGGACAAGAGCACAGGCAAGGCCAAUAAGAUCACCAUCACCAAUGACAAGGGCCGCCUGAGCAAGGAGGAGAUCGAGCGCAUGGUUUUGGAUGCAGAGAAAUAUAAAGCUGAAGAUGAGAUGCAGAGGGAGAAAAUCGCUGCAAAAAAUGCCCUAGAAUCCUAUGCUUUUAACAUGAAGAGUGCUGUAAGUGAUGAAGGUUUGAAGGACAAGAUUAGUGAGUCUGAUAAAAAGAAAAUUUUGAGUAAAUGCAAUGAAGUCCUUUCCUGGUUGGAGGCCAAUCAACUGGCUGAGAAAGAUGAGUAUGAUCAUAAGAGAAGGGAAUUGGAGCAGGUGUGUAACCCCAUCAUCACAAAGCUCUACCAGGGAGGAUGCACUGGGCCUACCUGUGGAACAGGAUAUACACCUGGAAGGCCUGCCACAGGCCCUACCAUUGAAGAAGUAGAUUAAUGUUUUCUGGAACUGGAGGGUUCUAGGGUGCCUAUAGGUGAAUUUUAUUCUCUUCCUUUUCAAACACCAAUUAUGAUUCUUGACUGGAACUGAAUCUAAGUUAACAUCUCUUUGGGAUUCUAAUGGAGGAGUUUCAUUCAUCAUCUUUUCAUACUCAGUCUUUGUGACUCUGAAAUGGACUAUUAGGAAAACUUGGCCCCUCUUUGAACCAUUUGAUGAAUGUGAAUGUCUGUUAUUUAUUUCCAGCCACCCCAGCUUUCUCCUUCCUGUGUGGAUGAUUAUCAGUAAAUUUGUUCCUAAAGGAAAUUACCUUUGGUAUCUUUAGGCUAUGAGUGUAUCUUGAAAAGUAAAGAACAGGAGAGUUCAUAGAGAACAUAAGUUCUCUGAAUGUGAGCUCCUUGUGAACAAUUAAACUGGUAAGGGCAAAGUAUUUGGAUUUUUAUGAGCUCAUUGUUUCAAACAAAAAAUAUUUUUCAAUCCUCAGGCACCUUUAGCCUCGAUGGAGCAGUUGCUUACUAUGGUUACUUCUCAUAAUCAGUUAUAGGCAGGUUUAGGAUUCAGCUGGGGGCUGGGGGUGGGGCAAGCCCUGUUUGAUAUCCCCAUAUCAUUACACUGGGGUCCAGGAGAUCCAGUAUUUGUGUAUUCAUAGAAUUCAUUAUGU